Messenger RNA from Eruca vesicaria subsp. sativa (arugula), 1911 nucleotides. The record is from the annotation of a GenBank genome assembly. Lineage: Eukaryota; Viridiplantae; Streptophyta; Magnoliopsida; Brassicales; Brassicaceae.
AUGGGCACUUCUCAGAGUCGUGAAGAUCGUAUCACCGAUUCUGAUUACCACUACAAAGAAGAAGACGAGGAUGAUCAUCAAUACGAGGACGUCUCAAGAAACUCAAACCUCUCACGACCUUCCUCCUCUUCUUCAGGACCAUCUUAUCCAUCACCCUCUCUCGAAAUCGAGCAGAAGCUGAGUGCCUUAAAGCUGAAAUACUCAUCAUCAUCACCCGCAACAACACCCCACAUCAAAAACGCGGUGAAGCUUCACCGCCAUAUUGGCGGGAACACUCCCAAAGCGAAAUGGAUCAUCUCUGAUAAGCUGACGUCAUACAAGUUCGUCAAAACUUGUAGAGAUGAUGAUAUUGACGAUUAUGACGAUGGUGAAGAAUCAGACGAGGAAUGCAAGAAAGCCUUCUGGUAUCUAUGCGUUGGUUCUAUGGUUAAAGCUGUGGUUGAGACGGAUCUACGUAUGAAGAUGUUUGGAGAAGACAAACAACUUAGAGUUGAGUUCGUGAGUAAUGAUGGUGUUUGGGGUUUGGAGUUUUUGACCGUUGAGGAGUAUAAGAGGUUCGUUACUAGGUUUCAGGACUGUUUGUUUGAGAAUGUGUAUAAGGUCAAGGCGUGUGAGGAGAGUAGGGUCGAAAAAUAUGGGGAAGGUUUUGACGCGUGGGCUAAUCCUGAGACUGCUGAUGAUUCUAUGUGGGAGGAGGAUGCUGAAGAAGAAGAAGAAGAAGAAGAUGAGAUAAGUACGGAUUUGAGUGAAGAGUUUGAAGAGGUGGCGAAUGGUGGAGUGCAGAGUUUGGCUUUAGGUGCGUUGGAGAAUUCCUUCUUGGUGAACGCCUCAGGGGUUCAGGUUUAUAGGAAUAUGGAGCGUGGGAUUCACGGGAAAGGUGUGUGCUUUAGGUUUGAUGGUGGUGACGACCAGACAACACCAAACAAGGCGCUUUUGAUGAGAGCCGAGACGAAUAUGAUGCUAAUGAGUCCAGCUCAAGAAGGUAAGCCACACUCUAGUGGUGUGAAGCAGCUUGAUAUUGAGUCAGGGAAGAUUGUUAGGGACUGGAGGUUUGAGAAAGAUGGGGCUGAGAUUAUGAUGAGAGAUAUAAUUAAUGACGCAAAGGGUUCGCAGUUAGAUCCAUCAGAGUCUACUUUUUUGGGGUUGGAUGAUAAUAGGUUGUGUCAAUGGGACAUGAGAGACAGGAGAGGUAUAGUGCAGAACUAUGAACCAUCUGUCUUGGGAUGGAAUCAAGGACAUGAUUUUUCUAGAGGGAUAGGUUUCACGUGCAUUGCUAGUUGUGGAGAUGGGUCUAUAGGUGUGGGAUCGGAUGAUGGAAAGAUUAGGUUGUACUCAAAGCCAAACUCAUUCAGACAAGCAAAGACUAGUUUUCCGGGGCUUGGUUCACCGAUAACACAUGUGGAUGUAUCUUAUGAUGGGAAAUGGAUUUUGGGGACAGCAGAUACGUACUUGGUUCUUAUAUGCACGCUUUUCACUGACAAAGAUGGUCAGACGAAGACAGGUUUUAGCGGAAGGAUGGGGAACAAGAUACCUGCUCCGAGGCUGCUGAAGCUGACGCCAUUAGAUUCACACUUGGCAGGGAAAGAUAAUAAGUUUCACGGCGCUCACUUCUCAUGGGUAACUGAGAGUGGGAGGCAAGAGAGGCACAUCGUAGCAACGGUGGGGAGAUUCAGUGUGAUAUGGGACUUGGAGCGGGUGAAGAACACUGCGCAUGAGUGUUAUAAGAACCAGCAAGGGCUCAAGAGCUGUUACUGCUACAAGAUCUUGUUGAAAGAUGAGUCUAUUGUGGAGAGCAGGUUCAUGCACGAUAGAUUAUCCUUCUCUGGUAAUAACAAGUCACCAGAAGCUCCACUUGUGGUUGCUACUCCCCAGAAAGUCAGCUCCAUUAACCUCUCUAGAAGACGGUUGUGA